Molecule: messenger RNA, 1946 nt
Organism: Diuraphis noxia (Russian wheat aphid)
Lineage: Eukaryota; Metazoa; Arthropoda; Insecta; Hemiptera; Aphididae
Product: putative fatty acyl-CoA reductase CG5065
Biological process (GO): long-chain fatty-acyl-CoA metabolic process
Cellular component (GO): peroxisome
Molecular function (GO): alcohol-forming very long-chain fatty acyl-CoA reductase (NADP+) activity
Source: RefSeq, a predicted model, not a curated record
ACCACACGCGGCUGCUGCUGUCUGCAUCGAUGGACCGCGAUUAACAGAAGAAAGUGAACGUGAUUUCGGGUACGGCGGAAGGGGUCGGUAACCGGCUGUCGUCGUCAUCCUCGAACUGCGUUUGAAGCGCAAACGGCACGGCACUCGCUCGUCGUAUACUCGAUCGCACCAACACUUAUCGUCGUCGCACACUUGACCGAUUUUGAGACUCGUCAAACAGUAGAACUCAGGGUGAAAAAUGACGAACCAAAGUGUGUGCGAGUGGUACAACGAUCGUUCGGUGUUCAUCACCGGAGGAACUGGCUACAUGGGCAAAGUACUCACCGAGAAGCUACUUAGAGACUGUGGAAACGUCAAAAAUAUUUACAUACUGUGUAGACCAAAGCGAGGUUUCACCCCUGCAGCCAGAAUAGAGCAAAUAAGGAAAUUAGCAGUGUUCGACCGAGUGCGAACAGAGUUUCCGGACAGGCUGAAGAAAAUCAAAUCGAUGGAAGGUGACCUGGGCCUACCAGGACUAGGACUUAGCAACGAAAACAAGUCGAUACUCGUCAACGAAGUGUCAAUCGUUUUUAACGGGGCGGCAUCAUUGCGCUUGGAAUCCGGUCUGAAGGAUGCGAUAAGAUACAAUACUACUGGAACGAAACAUGUGUUGGACUUGGCUGUCGAAAUGAAAAAUUUGGAGUCGUUCGUUCAUUUGUCCACGGCUUUCUGUCACUGCGAAUAUGACACACUUGAUGAAACGAUUUAUCCAUCGCCGGCUAAUCCGGAAGACGUCAUGCGAGCUGUCGAAUGGAUGGACGAUCAUACGCUUGAAAUCAUCACGCCUAGGUUGCUCGGGCCCCAUCCAAAUUGCUACACUUACUCUAAAAGAUUGGCGGAAUCAUUGGUCAGUGAAUAUGCCAAUCGGAUUCCAAUAUCUGUAGCCCGUCCGUCGAUUGUGACGCCUUCGUUCAAAGAGCCCGUUCCAGGAUGGGUGGAUAGCUUAAACGGCCCUGUAGGAGUCAUCGUGGCUGGCGGAAAGGGAGUGAUCCGAUCCAUGUUAUGCAGUCCAGAUUAUGAAGCAGAAGUCGUGCCAGUAGACAUUGCGAUUAAUGCACUUGUUUUAAUUGCUUGGAAGAGAACAACAAUCGAUAAUACAAUCGAAGACAUGGUUCCGUGUUACAAUAUAUCCAAAGGAGACAUCGUUCGCUUGACUUGGGGUGAAGUGUUGGCCAAAGGAAAACGAUACGCAUACGAGUAUCCAUUCGACGCCGGUCUAUGGUACCCCAAUGGAUCGAUAAGGACCAACAAAUUUGUACACUAUUUCAUUGUUUUCAUGCUGCAGAUCGUGCCGGCCUACUUGAUCGAUGGAAUUAUGAUAUUGGCUAGGCAAAAGACAUUCAUGGUCCGAGUUCAAAAGAGGAUAGCCGUUGGAAUGGAAGUAUUGCAGUACUUUACUAUGCGUGGUUGGAACUUCAAAAUCGAAAACACUAAAGGUCUGUUACACAACCUGAACAAAGAGGAUCUGGAAAAGUUUUACAUCCAGAACACCGAAGUUGAUGUCGAAAAGUACAUGAUCAAUGUGUUGCUGGGUGCUCGUCAAUAUUGUAUGAAAGAGCCUCUUGCAAAUCUGGAUAGAGCGAGAUUUCAUCUAAAACUGCUGUAUUGGUUGAAUUUGGCAACUCAACUGUUUUUCGGAGUUUUGCUCUUGUGGCUGUUCGUACGUGUGUUUGAUUCUUUCAAGUUUUUGCUGGACUCUACCACACACUCAUUCACGAAUGUACCGAUAAUUGGAUCCCUAAUACCAAAAUGAUGUGCUCCGAAGAACCAUAUUAUUUACAUCACUUAUUAACCGUCUUAUGAUUGUGCAUGUAAAAUAAAGCAUAAUAAUAUGCUUAUGGUUAUUAUAUAUUCAUUAUUAUGUAUAAAUUAUUAUUCUAUGAAACAUAUAUUAUUACUGUGGAAGG